This is a messenger RNA of Cricetulus griseus (Chinese hamster), 2756 nucleotides long. The record is from RefSeq and is a predicted model, not a curated record. Lineage: Eukaryota; Metazoa; Chordata; Mammalia; Rodentia; Cricetidae.
UCUACCUGACUUGUAAUGAGAGCCACUGCAAAAGCACAAGCCUCGGGGUGGGUGUGGAGCAGUAGGCGAUGUCACUUGCCAUCUGCAUGACCUGCUUCCUCUCACCACAGAGCUCCUCACCCACUUCACAGCCCUGCUUCACUGACUUCAUACCCUGGCUCUUUUAAGCCAGUAAGGAAGCUUGUAUUACCCAGUGGUGUCUGUUGCCACCUGACUGAAGCUACCGUCUUCCAGGUACUGUGUGACUUCUCCUCACAACAGGAGAUGCAAUCCCGGGGCAGAGAGUGUGCGAGGAAAAGGGAAGCAAGAAGACAAGGCGUUCUGCCAGAGGGUGCUUGUGCAAUCCACAGAAAGACUGUAUGCCUGCUCGAGUGGCUUUGCAGACUAUCACUGUGCUGGAGGGUGAAACUAUGCUCAGGAACAUUUUAGUGGAUAAACCAAAUGAUCAAUCUUCCAGAUGGUCUUCAGAGAGCAACUAUCCUCCCCAGUACUUGAUUCUGAAGCUUGAAAGGCCUGCUAUAGUUCAGAAUAUUACAUUUGGAAAAUAUGAGAAAACCCAUGUCUGCAAUUUGAAGAAAUUCAAAGUCUUUGGAGGAAUGAAUGAAGAAAAUAUGACAGAGCUGUUGUCUAGUGGCUUGAAGAAUGAUUAUAACAAAGAGACAUUUACCUUGAAACAUAAAAUCGAUGAACAGAUGUUCCCUUGUCGAUUCAUUAAAAUUGUUCCCCUUUUGUCCUGGGGGCCCAGCUUUAAUUUUAGCAUCUGGUAUGUUGAACUUAGUGGCAUUGAUGAUCCUGAUAUAGUGCAGCCCUGUCUGAACUGGUACAGCAAGUACCGCGAACAAGAAGCCAUUCGCCUUUGUCUAAAACACUUUAGACAACACAACUAUACUGAGGCUUUUGAAUCCCUGCAAAAGAAAACCAAGAUUGCACUGGAGCAUCCAAUGUUGACAGAUAUGCAUGACAAAUUGGUGUUGAAGGGUGACUUUGAUGCUUGCGAAGAGUUGAUUGAAAAGGCUGUAAAUGAUGGCUUGUUCAAUCAGUAUAUCAGUCAGCAGGAGUAUAAGCCGAGGUGGAGUCAGAUCAUUCCUAAGAGCACCAAAGGUGAUGGAGAAGAUAACCGACCAGGAAUGAGAGGGGGCCAUCAGAUGGUUAUUGAUGUUCAGACAGAGACUGUUUAUUUGUUUGGUGGCUGGGAUGGAACACAAGAUCUUGCUGACUUCUGGGCAUACAGUGUGAAGGAGAACCAGUGGACAUGUAUCUCUAGAGACACUGAGAAAGAGAAUGGUCCUAGUGCCAGAUCGUGUCAUAAAAUGUGCAUUGACAUUCAACGGAGGCAAAUCUACACAUUGGGCCGUUACUUGGAUUCCUCUGUGAGGAACAGCAAAUCUCUGAAAAGUGACUUCUACCGUUAUGACAUUGACACCAAUACCUGGAUGUUACUGAGUGAAGACACUGCUGCUGAUGGUGGACCAAAACUGGUGUUUGAUCAUCAGAUGUGUAUGGAUUCAGAAAAACAUAUGAUCUACACCUUCGGUGGUAGAAUUUUGACAUGUAAUGGCAGUGUAGAUGACAGCAGAGCCAGUGAACCACAAUUCAGUGGCUUGUUUGCAUUCAACUGCCAGUGUCAAACCUGGAAGCUUCUUCGAGAAGACUCCUGUAAUGCUGGCCCUGAGGACAUCCAGUCUCGAAUUGGACACUGCAUGCUGUUCCACUCAAAAAAUCGUUGCUUAUAUGUGUUUGGUGGCCAGAGAUCUAAGACCUAUUUGAAUGAUUUCUUUAGUUACGAUGUGGACUCUGAUCAUGUAGACAUAAUUUCAGACGGCACCAAGAAAGACUCUGGAAUGGUGCCAAUGACAGGAUUCACACAGAGAGCAACUAUUGAUCCAGAAUUAAAUGAAAUACAUGUCUUAUCUGGACUCAGCAAAGACAAAGAGAAGAGGGAAGAGAACGUUAGAAAUUCAUUCUGGAUUUAUGACAUUGUGAGGAAUAGCUGGUCUUGUGUCUAUAAGAAUGAUCAAGCUGCAAAAGAUAAUCUGAGCAAAAGUCUUCAGGAGGAAGAGCCAUGUCCAAGGUUUGCUCAUCAGCUCGUUUAUGAUGAAUUACACAAGGUUCAUUAUUUAUUUGGUGGAAAUCCAGGAAAAUCUUGCUCUCCAAAGAUGAGACUAGAUGACUUCUGGUCACUGAAGUUGUGUAGACCUUCAAAAGAUUACUUACUGAGGCAUUGCAAGUACCUCAUAAGAAAACACAGGUUUGAAGAGAAGGCCCAAAUGGAUCCUCUUAGUGCUCUGAAGUAUUUACAGAAUGAUCUUUAUAUAACUGUGGAUCAUUCAGACCCAGAAGAGACAAAAGAGUUUCAACUCCUGGCCUCAGCUCUGUUCAAAUCUGGAUCAGAUUUCACAGCUCUAGGCUUUUCAGAUGUGGAUCACACCUAUGCGCAAAGAACUCAGCUCUUUGACACCUUAGUAAACUUCUUUCCUGACAGCAUGACUCCUCCGAAAGGCAAUCUGGUAGACCUCAUCACACUGUAAACUGGGGAGUUGAGUUGAGUUGCUGGGCUCAGAAGUGGAGACAGGAGUCGGAGUUCCGUGUUUGCGUGGGCAGAGGUGACGUCGCAGUGACUGAGGACUGCAUCAGAGUUUUGAAGGAUCCUUAUUAUCACAAGUUUUAACCCUCUCCUUCGUACCUGACCUCAAUCCCCUUUUCCUCAUAUUCCUGCAUUAGGUGAAUAAAGUGAAAUUGAUAUACUUCCCAUUUAA